Molecule: messenger RNA, 1041 nt
Organism: Suricata suricatta (meerkat)
Lineage: Eukaryota; Metazoa; Chordata; Mammalia; Carnivora; Herpestidae
Product: olfactory receptor 9A4-like
Exons: 1
Biological process (GO): G protein-coupled receptor signaling pathway
Cellular component (GO): membrane
Molecular function (GO): olfactory receptor activity; G protein-coupled receptor activity
Source: RefSeq, a predicted model, not a curated record
AUGUUGGGGAAUCACUCUGGUGCCACUGAAUUUUAUCUCCUUGGCUUCCCUGGCUCCCAAGAACUACGCCAUAUCCUUUUUGCUAUCUUCUUCUUCUUCUACUCAGUGACAUUGGUAGGAAACAUGGUCAUCAUCGUGAUUGUCUGUGUUGAUAGACGUCUGAAGUCCCCCAUGUAUUUCUUCCUUGGUCAUUUCUCUGCCUUGGAGAUCUUGGUAACAACUAUUAUCGUACCUGUGAUGCUUUGGGGGCUGCUGCUCCCUGGGAUGCAGACAAUAUCUCUGGCUGCAUGUGUCACCCAGCUCUUCCUGUACCUUUCUUUGGGGACCACGGAGUUUGCAUUGCUGGGAGCGAUGGCUGUGGACCGUUACGUAGCUGUCUGCAACCCUUUGAGGUACAAUAUCAUCAUGAACAGCCGCACCUGCAUCUGGGUGGUCAUCGUGUCAUGGGUGUUUGAGUUCCUUUCUGAAAUCUGGCCAAUUUAUGCCACAUUUCAGCUUACCUUCUGCAAAUCGAAUGUGGUGAACAAUUUCUUCUGUGACCGAGGGCAAUUGCUGACACUGUCCUGCAACAAUACCCUUUUCAUAGAGUUCAUCCUAUUCUUAAUGGCUGUUUUUGUUCUUUUUGGUUCUUUGAUUCCUACAAUCAUCUCCUACACCUACAUCAUCUCCACAAUCCUGAAGAUCCCCUCAGCCUCUGGUCGGAGGAAAGCCUUCUCUACGUGUGCCUCUCACUUCACUUAUGUUGUGAUUGGGUAUGGCACCUGCUUGUUUCUCUAUGUGAAACCGAAGCAAACGUAGGCAGCUGAGUACAACAGGGUUGCGUCACUGAUGGUUUUAGUGGUGGCCCCUUUCCUGAACCCAUUCAUCUUCACCCUCCGGAAUGACAAAUUCAUAGAGGCGUUUCGAUAUGUCAUGAAACGCUGCUGUCAACCCCUCAAGGAUUACCUGUGUCCUGAGGACAAACAUGAACUCAUUUUCAUGGACCUGCAUAGUCUGAUAGCACUAACUCAAUCUGAAAUUUUCAUUUUCAUCAUCAAAUAG